This is a messenger RNA of Ambispora leptoticha, 483 nucleotides long. Lineage: Eukaryota; Fungi; Glomeromycota; Glomeromycetes; Archaeosporales; Ambisporaceae. The record is from the annotation of a GenBank genome assembly.
CGUCAGGAAGCGAGACGACGAAAAGAGAAAAAGAAGGAAAAGGAAAGAGCUCGAAUAUUAGCUGAAGAGGAAGAACGAGAACAAAGACGUCGAGAAAAGAUAGCACGCAGAUAUCGGGAAAAGAUAAAGAAGAAACGAGAAUUGUAUUUUAAUAUGUGGAAAAAUUUUGACAUUGACGCAUUCUCCACUAUUAAAGCUGAGAACAUUCCUUGGCCUUAUUAUAAUCAGGACGAUGACAACACAAAAAAAAUAUCAAAAGAAGGAAUAACCGAAUUUUUAUUUGAUAAUGAUAGUGCAGAUAUUAAUGAACCAGAUCGUCGUCGAAUACUUCGCCAGGAACAAAUAAAGUUUCAUCCUGAUCGCUGGCAUCGAUGGAUUGCCAAAAUGCAAUCUGAACAAGAGAAAAAUAAGAUCUUAGACAGGGUUAAUAAGAUAUCGCAGAUACUUAAUGCUUUAUGGAAUGAAGUGGUGGAAAAAAGUUGA